Talaromyces amestolkiae is the source of this 2898-nucleotide messenger RNA. RefSeq lists its product as uncharacterized. NCBI's taxonomy places the organism in Eukaryota, Fungi, Ascomycota, Eurotiomycetes, Eurotiales, Trichocomaceae. The record is from RefSeq and is a predicted model, not a curated record. Bases 1 to 2898 code for a protein of 965 amino acids. The transcript has a single exon.
AUGACUUCUACCAGCGCCCUCCCCCUGACCCUCAAAUCAAUCAGCUCCACCAAACUCGAAGAACUCUCCAAACAACGCGCCUUAUUUAACCAACGCAAAUCCGAGAUCUUGGAAGCCGCCAAUGCAGUUCCUGACAAUGACCUCCGCCGCAAAGUUCAGAUCUUGCUGGAAGGCGUGACCCGUCUGGCUGGAAGGCCCGAGGAUGCGUUUGAUCGGGAAGAUGACGUGGGAAGUUCGUCUUCGCCGUCAUCUCUGGCGGAUCUGUCUUCUCCGGAUUGGAAAAGGAGUAGGGAUGUUAAUAUUCGGCGGUUCUUGUUCCAAAGCCAAUAUGACAGGUCUAUUUCCGAUGAGGUUUUGACGGGUUGGAUUAAGAGUUUGGAGAGUGAUUUUGAGAUGUUGUCGGUCAAGUAUGAGCAUGCUACCUUUUACAGCGAUAUGGUGACUGAGUGGUUAUCAAACUUUGAAGAAAAAGGUUCCACGAACAAGAACCUAGAUGGUAUCGAUGAGGAGGACGAUACGAAGUCAGACAAAUCUGCGUUUGAAAACGUUGGCCGCGCCGCGAUGCACGAACAGCGCACUACCUGGGAACAUUUGGUCUUUUCACCUGCAGAUGUCGACUCUCAAAGUAUUGAAACCUAUCUGGAGCGGCUUUUUACCCGUACAAAGCUUUCUCAACAGGCUCUGAGGGACCUACGAGAACAAGUCAAAACCUUCGGAAUGCAAUUCAGAUCAGAAGCAAAGGAUUCCUUUGAUAUCGAGCUACUCAAAAAUGUUAGUCGGUCACUGUUGGGUAGCGACUUGCUAUCUCCGGAAAAGGUUAUGAUUUUGAAGGAAUUUCUGAGAAACGAUGAGGUUGCGCAAGAAGUCGCCGAUGUGCUGAACCUGCGGUUUGUCGCUCUGGAUCGCUGGAAUUGGUCGACAGAAGGUGUGCCAGUUGAGAUGCGUCGUCAGUUGAAUGGCAAAUACCGUGUCUUUAUGGACGAGGAUCUCAUCGAUGCGCUUCUUUUCCACUAUAUUGGUUUGAAGUGGGCGGUUGAGUUAAGGCAUGUGUUCCUCCAAUUCUUUGAUUCUAGUGCAUGGAAGUCAAAUGCAAAAACUAUACCAAAAGCAUGGGUUGACCGACGACGAUAUUUUACCGGCCAGUCGACCAAAGCUUAUUCUGUCGAUGCCAUCCGUAAAAAAAUGUAUCGCGAAGAUUAUUUCAUGAGUCAACUGCCUGAGUCCCUCCAGGAAGGGAAGCGAGGAUAUGAUGACGAUGGUGACGACGAUGACCAUGCUACUACAGAGCGAAAAUCAGCUAUUGAGACCAAGCAUUCGCUACUUCAUUUGCUCAUAACAGAGUCAAUUAUCCACAAUCGAAUUCGUGGCCAAUUCACUGUCAUACGAUCUGACUUUAAAUGGUUUGGACCUUCGCUUCCCCAUGGUACUCUGCUAGCAGUUUUAAAUUUCUUCGGCGUCCCUCAAGACUGGCUGGAAUUCUUCAAGAAGUUUCUAGAAUGUCCAUUGAAGUUUGUUCACGAUGGCCCACAAGCUGAAAUAAAAACCCGAAAACGAGGCAUUCCUAUCAGCCAUUCUUUGUCGGACGUAUUUGGGGAGGUUAUUCUGUUCUGCAUGGAUUAUGCCGUUAAUCAGCAUGCGGACGGCGCCUUCCUUUACCGCUUGCAUGAUGAUUUUUGGUUCUGGGGAGAAGAGAAAACAUGCCGUAAAGCGUGGAGGGCAAUGACUGAUUUCACUGCGGUGACUGGACUGGAAUUCAACGAGGAAAAGACAGGAACUGCUCGAAUUGGGAGAAUGAUCAAUUCACAAGGCCAGAAACAGCGGCAACGACAUGAAGAGGACUCAUCUUCAAGUGACGAGGACUCCAAGGACGAGGAAGAGGAAGAUUCCGAGUCGGAUGCUGAGCAUUUUAUGGAUGACGCGUUCGAUCCGUUACCUCGAGGUGAUAUUCGGUGGGGAUUCUUGAGGCUUGAUCCGGAGCGAGGUCGGUUUCUCAUCGACCAGGACCAGGUUGAUGCUCAUAUCGAGGAAUUGCGACACCAGCUUUCUGCAUGCAAGAGUAUCUUUGCAUGGGUCCAGGCCUGGAACAGCUAUUUUUCGCGUUUCUUUGCCAACAAUUUUGCAAAGCCCUCGUUUGCUUUUGGCCGAGAGCAUAUCGACAUGGCGGUCAACGCCUUGAGUCGUAUAGAGCGAGAAGUAUUUGCGCACGCAGCCUCAAAGGCUUCCGGAAACAAUGGCGUGGUAGACCAUUUGCGUCGAGUGAUUGCAGAACGCUUCGAUGUCCACGACUUGCCCGAUGGGUUCUUCUACUUUCCUAUCGAAUUCGGCGGUUUGGAGCUGCAUAACCCAUUUAUUAGCCUGCUCGCGAUGAGGGAGAGCAUCACACAAACGCCGCAGAGAAUUCUCGAAAAUGUCUACUUGCAGGAAGAAGUCGACUACGAAGCUGCAAAGAAGAGGUGGCAAGAGGGCGAUCAUGGUUCCACUUUCCACAGCGGCGUCGCCUGGAAGAGAGAUGACGAAGAUGCCCCUGAAAAGUUUUGGUCGCUUGAGGAGUACACAGCACACCUCGAAACUACAAGCAAUGCAUUGAGAGUCGCCUAUGAUAACCUGCUACGCGUUCCCAACGAGGUCCAAGUCGGGAAAAGUGUAGGUCUUGGCAGUGGCCAUCUGCCACCAGCUGAUAAAAACAAGCCCACUCAACGUGGAUCUAAAUGGCGAAAGCAAAAGGAUCGCAUCGGCUCGGAUUGGAAGCAAAUGUCGCCGUAUUGGAAGUGGGUGGCUGAGGUAUAUUCGGCUGGUAUGGUGCAGAGGUAUGGCGGAUUGUCUGCUGUGGAUAGGGCUUUGAUGCCGUUGGGUGUUGUGAAGGUGUUGAGACAGGGCAAGGUUCGGUGGCAGGGCUAA